This is a messenger RNA of Anolis carolinensis (green anole), 3268 nucleotides long. RefSeq lists its product as uncharacterized. The record is from RefSeq and is a predicted model, not a curated record. NCBI's taxonomy places the organism in Eukaryota, Metazoa, Chordata, Lepidosauria, Squamata, Anolidae. Gene Ontology annotation, molecular function: cysteine-type deubiquitinase activity. The transcript has a single exon. Bases 688 to 2208 code for a protein of 506 amino acids.
CUAAGGACGGCAGCUUAUGGUCACUCAGGGGAAAGGCUGGGAAUAUAAGCUGACCGGGGGAGUUUAGUAUACUGUGUUGAAGAGAAGUUAUUUAAGAAAUAUCCAUUCAAGAAAGACUACAUUGUAACUUAAGAUCCGGAAUGUUUACUGAUUGAAACCAUACGCUUAUGUACCAAAAAUAAACUUGAAUUUUGUUAUUGUUCAUAAAGAUAAGUCUCCUUGCCUCUCUGUAAGCCUGUUACCUCACGUUGGUGGCAGUUACCGUACCUAUCUAUAUAAGUUACCGUACUUUCCUAUAUAAGUUACCAUCUUUACUCAUUUAAACCCAUCAGUUCUGUUAUCCUUCCUUAUCCACUAAAUCAUCCCUGUCACCUCAGUCCUCCUCAAUUGGUGCCAAGCGGCGGGAUACGUUUAACAUCUCAAACUAAGUGCCUUGAGACCGCAUAGUAAGAAAUCGUGAGGUAAAAUCUAAGAAAAAUGGCUACUAGACUACAGAAGAAGUUAGCAGGAGAGGCUAGUGAAUUCCAAGGAGAUAGUUCGGACUCUGAGCAAACCCCUGAGACAAGGGAAACCCUUAAAUAUAAAAUUGAAUUGAGAAAAUUAGAAUUGGAGGAUAAGCAAAGAGAGAGAGAAAUGGAGGAAAAACGAUGAGAAAGAGAAAGAAAAUUUCAGGCAGAGUUGAAGAAGAUGGAGAUAGAAUGGGAAAGACAGAGACUGACACUCUCUCAGCCUUCUGUGGUAACACAACCAGGAACUCCUAGUGAUUUAGCCUUAAAGAGGUUUCCUAAAUACACUAAGGAGGAUGUGGAGAUGCAGCGGACUGAGCUCGCACCACUUUUGAAAAUGCCAUUGUGCCCAGGGGAUUCUUGGUGCCUGAUUGAUUAUAAGUGGUUCAAAAAGUGGCAGAGAUAUGUGGGUUUUGAAAGUUGGGACCUGUAUUAUGCAGGAAAACCUGAUUACUACCCAGGACCCAUUGACAACACAAAACUUUUUGCAGAUUCAGAAACCCAGACUUUAAAGAGAUAUUGCAUUGAAGGAGUGGACUAUGAGGUGAUUCCUAUUGAAGCCUGGAAUAAGUUAGUCAAUUGGUAUGGCUGUACAGAGGGACAGAGACCAAUUGAGAGGAAAGUUGUGGAAUAUGGCGAAUAUUUCAAAUAUUGUAGAGUGGAAGUUUAUCCUUCAGAGUUGAAGCUAUGUCAGAACGACAACUCCACGGAUCUUGUAAGCUCACAACUUAAACAAGCAGAAGAUUAUGCUAAAGAUGGAGGAAUUGUGAACCUCCAAGGGAAGUUAUCUGAGUCACAGCUUGAGAUUCAUUACGUGGCUGAGGUAAAUGAGUCACCAGUAGCUGAAAUCCCUGUUCAAUGCCAUAGUGACACAGGAGUGGAGCAAGCUGAGGUGAUGGAGAAUUUGGAAGUACCAGUCACUGAUGAAAAUGAUUUAGUUGAGCACUGUGGAAAAGUGAAUGUUGUUAUAAAAAAGAGUAAUGGUUUAAAAAGUGACUGUGCCAUAACAAAAGAUUUGCCAGAGAAAGAUGGUGACUCGAAGUUGCUUGGUGCUAACAGAAAAAACAAUGUGGUUCCCAGUGAAGAUGGGAAGGAGGAAGAAGUUCUGAGGGAAUUUUGGGAAAAGACUGAUUCUAUCUAUUCAAUAGUUACCGCUUUGGUCACCACAAGUAUAGAGCAUGGUCAGCAGGUGUGGCCAGAGGAAAAUUUACCUCAGGAAAACACCAAAUUUAAUCCGGUUAAGUUGCUGUGUGCAGGAGAGCCUAAAGGACCGGUGGAAACCUGGAAGGAGGACAGAGCAGUGACCGGUACCUCAAAGAACACCAUUGUGAGAGGAAAGAAGAUGGACAUUUUGAGCCUGUGGGUCAUCGCCAAUCGCAGCGAAUCAAGAAGCAAGCGGAGAGUGUUUUUCAACGGAGAGAGUUCUGAGGACUUCAAUGCGGCAGAGAUUGGCAGUUUCAACUAUCAUCAGUUUACUUUCAAGAUUCUACAAAAAUGUUUGGACAAUGUUUCGCAGAACUUCUUAAAUGACUCUUGGAAGUUUCGCAAAAGACUUUUUGGGACAGAGGGAAUUCAUUGUGUUGCUGGGAAGGAUGAGUGUGGUUGUCCCCAACAACAUGUUAACCUCUGGAAUGCUCCACAGAGUGAAACAUCGAUGAACUGUGCCAGGUGGCAUGAAGAAGAUCCCUAUGAAAUGUACUGAGUAUCGGAAGAUGUUUAGUCCAGUGUAUAAAUAAAGACUUGGGGGAUAACCCAGAAUAAGAAUUAAACUGUUAGAAAUAUGAUUUAUGGAAAAUGUAUUUUUAAAAUGUCUUUUAAUUUAGGUUUGUGUAUCUUAACACUGGGAGAUGACCAAUGGAUUUAAGGUAUAUGUUGAAUAGUAACAAUCUCAUAACUGAAUGGUGAGAUAUGAAUAUGCUAUGCGUAUAUGCAACAGUGAAGGUUUGUAUUUUAUGAUUUAUGUAUUGUAUCUAACUUUGUGUUUUAUUUCAGGAAUACUGUUAUAUAUGUAUAUAUGUAUGUACUAAUUAUUUUUGCCAUUCUAGGCAUAGAAAAUGCAAAAAUAAUCUUUCUAAGGGGGGAGGUGUAGAGAAGUUAUGUGUUAAACAGAGAUUAUUGAUAUGAUUUUAUUUGUUUGUUUGUUAAGGGAAAAGGGUUAUAUAUUAGCAAGGAAAAGCCUAACAUGGAAACUAGCUGGAAGCAGCAUUUGGUAGGUUGCCAUGGUAACACAGCUUCCCUUGGGAGAAAAGGGGCGUGGCUAAGAUGACAGUUGGAGCAUAUUCCCUUUUAAAAGUUCAGUCGCUGUGAGGGUUUAAAAAGGAGUGGCUGUUAGGGGUUUGAGAAGAAGAGUUGCGGUUAGGUUUUGGAAAGAUUAGGAGCUGUGGAAAUCAGCUAAGGACGGCAGCUUAUGGUCACUCAGGGGAAAGGCUGGGAAUAUAAGCUGACCGGGGGAGUUUAGUAUACUGUGUUGAAGAGAAGUUAUUUAAGAAAUAUCCAUUCAAGAAAGACUACAUUGUAACUUAAGAUCCGGAAUGUUUACUGAUUGAAACCAUACGCUUAUGUACCAAAAAUAAACUUGAAUUUUGUUAUUGUUCAUAAAGAUAAGUCUCCUUGCCUCUCUGUAAGCCUGUUACCUCACGUUGGUGGCAGUUACCGUACCUAUCUAUAUAAGUUACCGUACUUUCCUAUAUAAGUUACCAUCUUUACUCAUUUAAACCCAUCAGUUCUGUUAUCCUUCCUUAUCCACUAAAUCAUCCCUGUCA